Molecule: messenger RNA, 810 nt
Organism: Charadrius vociferus (killdeer)
Lineage: Eukaryota; Metazoa; Chordata; Aves; Charadriiformes; Charadriidae
Product: carbonic anhydrase 15-like
Exons: 7
Coding region: 1-810 (269 amino acids)
Cellular component (GO): plasma membrane
Molecular function (GO): zinc ion binding; carbonate dehydratase activity
Source: RefSeq, a predicted model, not a curated record
AUGGGGACGCAGGGGCUGGGGAUAACUUUUCUGACUUUGCCUCUCGUCGUACGAGCAGCCGCAGGAGGGCAGUGGUGUUACGACUCACAGGACCCCAAAUGCGUGAUGUUGAGCCUGGAGAGCGAGUCGGCCUCUGAGCACAUCACCAUCAGUGGCGGGGGCCUCCCCGGCAGGUACCGGGCACUGCAGCUCCACUUCCACUGGGGCAGCCCAGCCGGCAACGGCUCCGAGCACACCCUCGACGGGCGCCAGCUCCCCAUGGAGCUGCACAUCGUCCACAUCAAUGUCAAGUACCGGACGCUGGCAGAGGCCAAGGGGCAUCCCAACGGCCUGGCCGUCCUCGGCUUCUUCUUCCAGGUCUCUGAAACCCCUAACACCAACUACAACACCAUCGUGGCGGGGCUGAGGAAUGUCUCCCACGCUGGGGACUCUGUGGAUUUGGCCUCUACCUUCCGCCUGAGCACCCUGCUGCCGCGUGCCAGUCGCCUCUCUGGGUACUACCGCUACCAGGGCUCCCUCACCACCCCCGACUGCAGCGAGGUCGUCGUCUGGACCGUCUUCGAGGAGCCAGUGGAGAUCGGACGGGAGCAGUUGUGGGCGUUCGUCAGCACCCUCCACUUCCCGGCCACCAGCUCCACGCUCCUAAAAAUGACCAACAACUUCCGCCCGCCGCAGCCCCUCCACAGCCGGAAGGUCUUUGCCUCCAGGGCGGCCACGGCCGGCAGCGGGUCCCUGCAUGGGGGUCACCACCAGCUCCUCUCCCCCCUGCUCCUCCUGGCCCUGCUUGGCCCCUUCUCGCCAACCCCGUAA